Adineta ricciae is the source of this 951-nucleotide messenger RNA. The record is from the annotation of a GenBank genome assembly. NCBI's taxonomy places the organism in Eukaryota, Metazoa, Rotifera, Eurotatoria, Adinetida, Adinetidae.
AUGGGCAAUCAUCAAAACAAAACUCUACAGAAUGUCGAAACGGUCGCAGAAGAAGAGCAACGUUUUAUCAUUGAUCUGGAUGAAAUCGUCCAGGAAUGGAUUUGGCAAACAUACGGCAAUACCAAACUAUUAUCUCGAUACAAACGUGAGGAUCUUCUCAUUACCAUCAACUGGAAGAAUGUUACAUUGAACCAAGAUGAUGUGCAUUUGUAUAACUCGAAUUCAUCAUGUGUAUCUCGGACGCUAUUUCGCACGAAUUUCGAUAAUAAAACCCUCAGCGAACAAUUAUAUAACUUCACUGCGAACCGAUCGACUUGUUCAACUUUGAAGAUCCUAUUGAAGCAAAGUUUAGCGAUGUCACAUGAAUCUCCGAUUACACUUCACUUACCGAAACAGAUCAUGUCAUUUCAGAAUCAUAUUAAAUCCGAACAAGUGAUUCCACUGGGAAAGGAUAUGUUGAAAGAGUUCGAGCUACCGUGGAAUGUCGAUAGUCAAUUACGUAUAGCGCCUCGUACACGUCUUAUAGCAAAGUUAAAUGUCGACGAAGAAGAAUAUUCGAGUCAUUUUUCCGCAUCGAUUCGUUUUUCUGGUCGUAUAAUGGCAAGCAUCGCUACUCGACAAUCACCCAGCAUUUGUUUGAAAUUCAUUGUUGGUGAUAUUGUGGAAAUCAUAUCAAAAGCAAGAAAAACCAAUGGUCGAUUGAGCAGCAUGGAGAUCCUCAAUGAAAUUCUCCCCUCGGUCGGGUUUACGAUACACGGGCGAUGUUUAUUUCGAUGUGGAAUGCGUCAGCAUAUCGUUCUCAAUCAAGAAUUAUUAGAAUUAUCGAGUUCGUCCUCUUCUGAUUGCGGCCUUACACCUUCAGCUCCAUCUGAAUACUGUCAUUUAACGUCUUCGUAUAUUAAAACUGAUGAUCUAAUUCGUUCAAAUCCGAUGGGCUAUCAAAGAUUAUAA